This is a messenger RNA of Coregonus clupeaformis (lake whitefish), 2104 nucleotides long. Its product is annotated as neuropeptides B/W receptor type 2-like. Lineage: Eukaryota; Metazoa; Chordata; Actinopteri; Salmoniformes; Salmonidae. The transcript has 2 exons. Gene Ontology annotation, biological process: neuropeptide signaling pathway. Gene Ontology annotation, cellular component: neuron projection; membrane. The record is from RefSeq and is a predicted model, not a curated record. Bases 378 to 1415 code for a protein of 345 amino acids. Gene Ontology annotation, molecular function: neuropeptide receptor activity; neuropeptide binding.
GUGCCUCGCUGGCUGAAUGGAACCUGCGCGCUGUGCUGUGGACUGACGUCACCCGUCCGCGUUUCCCCUCCAGACCAACUAGUUGGGUGGUAGACAUCUCCAGCUCGGUGGUUGGGUGGUAGACAUCUCCAGCUCGGUGGUUGGGUGGUAGACAUCUCCAGCUCGCGCUGCUGCAGCCAGACAGAAGGCAGGGGAGGGAAAGGAGCGAGCCUCCACGAGCACGAUUUCGUGAUGCGUAAAACCAGACAGAGCCGACCUACACAGGAGCCAAAAUGAUACUUCACGACUGCCUGUUUUACCUCUAAACAAACAUGCAUCCUGAACGACGUGCUUUCCUCUAUUCUUAGGUGAAAUAAUACAUAAGAAAGACUUAGAAGAUGGAGAACAUAUCUAUCUCGAACACCCGAAGUGUAUUUCCGGUGGUGUGUAACGACUCCAUGGACUACUAUUAUCUGAGCGCGACUAACCGGACAGAUCUGAACUGCACGCCCCAGUCCGAAUUCUACUUUUACGCGGACCUCUACGUAGUCCUGCCGGUGAUAUAUUCGGUAAUAUGCGCCGUGGGGUUAACGGGGAACACGGCCGUUAUCUACGUCAUCCUCAAAGCUCCCAAAAUGAAGACGGUGACCAAUAUGUUUAUCCUAAACUUGGCGAUAGCCGACGACCUGUUUACCCUGGUCCUACCCAUCAACAUCGCCGAACACCUGCUCCACUACUGGCCCUUUGGAGAGGUGCUGUGUAAGAUCAUCCUGAGCAUAGAUCACUACAACAUCUUCUCCAGUAUCUAUUUCCUAACGGUCAUGAGUGUGGACCGUUACUUGGUCGUCCUGGCGACGGUGCGUUCCAAGCGUAUGCCCUACCGCACCUACCGCGCGGCCAAGAUAGUCAGCCUGUGCGUCUGGAUCCUCGUGAUUCUCAUCGUGAUGCCGUUCACGGUAUUCGCCGAUGUGUACAUCAGUCCCGAUGACUUGGACCGGAAAAGCUGCGUCCUCAGCUUCCCGAGCCCGGAGAGUUUGUGGUUCAAGGCGAGCCGGAUUUACACCCUGAUCCUCGGCUUCGCCAUCCCGGUGUCCACCAUCUGUAUUCUCUACACCAUGAUGCUGUACAAGCUGCGGAACAUGCGCCUCAACUCCAACGCCAAGGCUCUGGACAAGGCUAAAAAGAAAGUGACUAUUAUGGUGUUUAUAGUCCUAGCGGUGUGUCUGUUCUGUUGGACGGGGUUUCAUCUCAGCACCGUAGUGGCUCUCACCACCGACCUGAGGACCACUCCGCUGCUCAUCGGGUUAUCCUACUUCAUCACCAGCCUCAGCUACGCCAACUCUUGUCUGAACCCUUUUCUUUACGCCUUCCUGGAUGACAGCUUCAGGAAAGCGUUCAAGAAGAUGCUAGAAUGUAGACCGGCGGGAAUGCAGUAGCCUGCAGGAUUAAUGGAUACAUAUGGUGAAUAUGGUAUGUUAAUAUUGAUGCCAAUCAAAACAAACUAUGAUCAUAUGAUUUAUGUUUGCUUGAAUCUUCAUUAUGGGGGCUUAUCAUUGUUACCAUUGUAUGACUUCAAUAUUUUUACAUGGAACAUAUCAUAUGGAAUAUAUCAUAUGGAAUAUAUCAUAUGGAAUCAUAUGGAUUCUGGCAAGAGUUGGAAGGGUGGUAUUUAUUUUCCAUGGGUAUUUUCCUCCUCCUCCUCCUGUCCUGAGAGGGCAGGUAGCCUACUCUGUAGUGAAGCUAUGGGCCUUCAAAAGACAGUGAUGUAACCUAUACACUUUUGCUGUAAAUACAUAGUUGUUCUUCUGGCCUAUGUCAUUGUGAACCAUAGACAAACUGGGUCAACUGGUGUACAGUCCCAAUCUAGCUAACGAUGUGAACUAAUUCUACAUUUCAGUCAGUCUAUCUUAUGGAGAAUAAUAAUAUCAACAUAUCUCCAUGGUCAAGUUCAAGCUGAAGUUCAAGUAAUCAUUUGCGUUGACAUGACACACUUUGAAAAUGACUUUUAGCUUUUCCGAUACCAAGAGAGUCCACAUGUUACGUGUUCACAAGUAGCACUUAUACACUGUAUCGUACGGACAGAAAUACAUUGAUUUUUUUUUUUUAUAUCUGCUGACAAAUAAAA